AUGGCAGAGAAGUGCGACUGUAUCGCCAGCAUGUAUGGCUACGAUCUGGGUUGCCGCUUUGUUGAUUUCAGGCCCCUGGGCGUUGGUGCAAAUGGACUGGUUCUGUCUGCGGUUGACAGCAAAAGCUGCCGCAAAGUGGCUGUGAAGAAGAUCACCAUCAGCGACGCACGGAGCAUGAAGCAUGCCUUCCGAGAGAUCAAGAUCAUCCGCCGGCUGGACCACGACAACGUUGUGAAAGUGUAUGAGGUGUUGGGGCCUAAGGGAGCCGAUCUGCAAGGGGAGAUUUUCAAGUUUAACACGGUGUACAUAAUCCAGGAGUACAUGGAGACUGACCUGGCUCGACUGCUGGAGCAAGGAACGUUGACAGAGGAACAUGCCAAACUCUUCAUGUACCAGCUGCUGAGAGGGCUGAAGUACAUCCACUCAGCUAAUAUACUGCACAGAGACCUCAAGCCUGCCAACGUUUUCAUCAGCACAGAGGACCUGGUGUUGAAGAUUGGCGACUUUGGGCUGGCAAGGAUUGUAGAUCAACAUUACUCUCAUAAGGGUUAUCUUUCUGAAGGCCUAGUAACAAAAUGGUAUCGAUCUCCACGCCUGCUCCUCUCACCUAACGCCUACACCAAAGCCAUUGACAUGUGGGCGGCAGGGUGCAUCCUGGCGGAAAUGCUCACGGGAAGGAUGUUGUUUGCUGGGAAUCAUGAGCUGGAACAGAUGCAGCUCAUUCUGGAGACGAUCCCCGUUGUCCAUGAAGAGGACAAAGAGGAGCUGCUCAAAGUGAUGCCAACUUUCAUCAACAGCACCUGGGAAGUGAAGAAACCUUUACGCAAACUGCUCCCGGAAGUGAACGGCGAAGCUAUUGAUUUUCUGGAGAAGAUCCUGACAUUUAACCCCAGGGAUCGAUUAACUGCAGAGAUGGGUUUGCAGCAUCCUUACAUGAGCCCAUACUCCUGCCCUGAAGAUGAACCAAUUUCUCAGCAUCCGUUUCGGAUUGAGGAUGAGAUUGAUGAUAUUUUACUGAUGGAAGCCAACCAGAGCCAGAUGUCCAACUGGGACAGGUGCAGCCCCAGGUAUCAAGUAAGUCUCUCUUCUGAUUUGGAGUGGCGACAUGACAAAUACCAUGAUAUAGAUGAGGUACAACGGGACCCACGAGCAGGAUCCGACUCCAUUGCUGAAGAAGCACAAGUUGAUCCACGCAAAUAUUCUCAAAGCAGCUCAGAGAGAUUCUUGGAGCAAUCACAUUCCUCAAUGGAUCGAAUGUUUGAUGUUGAUUAUGGGAAAUCAUGUGAUUACAAAGUGGGGUCACCUUCCUACUUGGACAAACUGCUAUGGAGAGACAAUAAACCCCAUCACUACUCAGAGCCCAAACUUAUCUUAGACUUGUCGCACUGGAAAACAGCAACUAUAGCACCCACUGCAGAGUUAUCACUGGAAGAAGAACCAUCCAACCUCUUUCUAGAGAUAGCUCAAUGGGUAAAGAGCACACAGUCAGGGCUUGAAUGCCCUAGUCCUCUUCCAGAGCUUCAAGAACAGAGUCUGCCAUCUUCUCCUCACCAUCAUCAUAAAGAAUCCAAGGAUGUAAACAGUGAAACAGACCCUCAGUUUGACUUGGAUGUCUUCAUCUCUAGGGCGCUGAAACUUUGCACGAAACCCGAGGAUCUUCCAGACAAUAAGCUCAAUGAUAUCAACGGGGCUUGUAUUCCAGAACACCCUAAUGAGAUUGUACAAACAGAGGUGUUUCAGAAAGAGAGGUGGUAA
Molecule: messenger RNA, 1755 nt
Organism: Emys orbicularis (European pond turtle)
Lineage: Eukaryota; Metazoa; Chordata; Testudines; Emydidae
Gene: MAPK4
Product: mitogen-activated protein kinase 4
Exons: 6
Coding region: 1-1755 (584 amino acids)
Biological process (GO): intracellular signal transduction; protein phosphorylation
Cellular component (GO): cytoplasm; nucleus
Molecular function (GO): ATP binding; MAP kinase activity
Source: RefSeq, a predicted model, not a curated record